AUGGACAAAGCUACACUUCUAACCGCUUCCAAAGUGGAUCUGAACGUUUCGACCCAUCCCCGCUCCGAAAUCACCAGGUUGAUCGCUCCGUCACUACAAAUUGCCCUUCGCUUCCAGAGCCUCGUCGGUUCAAUCUCCAUCUUCCUUUGCCUCCAUGCCUGCAUCAUUGCGAGCAGCGCGUCCGUCGCCGUCCUCCAGGGGAGCAAGAUCGUGACCCUAAACGCCUUCAUCGCAGCAAAGUAUAGCGCUUUUCAUAGCUUCAACAUGUCUACACAAGCCGUUGCGAGUGCAUGGAACUCCAAGAAUGUCCAGAGAUUACGCAAAAAGCUCUGGUACGAAUUCGCCGUCUUCAUUCUCGGCAGCGGGAACCUGGUAUUCCUCAUGCUCUUCUGGCCUGGAUGGUGGGUGCUUGCAGGCGCAUGCUGGGGAGUUUGGAUGCUCUUCGGCUGA
This is a messenger RNA of Fusarium redolens, 450 nucleotides long. RefSeq lists its product as uncharacterized. Lineage: Eukaryota; Fungi; Ascomycota; Sordariomycetes; Hypocreales; Nectriaceae. The transcript has a single exon. The record is from RefSeq and is a predicted model, not a curated record. Bases 1 to 450 code for a protein of 149 amino acids.